AUGUACAUAGUCAAUAGUUAUUUUGCACCCAUUUGCUAUAUAGUGGUGUAUGGGUCUGGCACAUGCACCCCGCGAUUUUAUUUCCUCGUGCAACUUUGCUCGUCAAGAAUGUCAGAUCUACCACCACCAGAUUUGGGAUCUGAGGAAAUUUCGGUGUCGCCGACUUCGUCGUCGUCUUCCUUCGUUCCAAUCGACAAGAAUCAGCUCCAAGAUGCAGUCCAGGUUGUCAGCGAAGCCAAGGAAUUCAACAGCUUGAUUCUCGACUAUGUGCGCAAAGCGACGCCGGCUUCUGAAGUGAACAAUAAUUACCAUAUUGUAUCAGUUUUCGGCUCCCAAUCGACCGGAAAGUCCACGUUGUUGAAUCGCCUUUUCAACACCAACUUUGAUGUGAUGGACGAGUCGAAUCGUCUGCAGACCACAAAGGGCAUAUGGAUGGCUUAUUCCAGUAUAAUCACUACAUCGCAAGGUCCUGUGCCAAGUAAAGGGGGAGAGAACAUCUUUGUGAUGGACGUAGAGGGAACUGAUGGAAGAGAGAGAGGAGAAGAUCAGGACUUUGAGAGAAAAGCUGCUCUUUUCGCUUUGUCGACUUCAGAAGUUUUGAUCAUCAAUGUAUGGGAACAUCAAAUUGGUUUAUACCAGGGUGCCAACAUGGGACUUUUGAAGACGGUGUUUGAAGUAAACUUGUCUUUGUUUGGACGUACCAAAUUGGAGAUGAAUGAACACAAGGUGCUUUUAUUGUUUGUCAUAAGAGAUCACAUAGGUACCACCAGCAAAGAGAGCUUGGCAGCAACCGUCACUCAGGAUCUCAUUAAGAUGUGGGAUAGUUUGAGCAAGCCUCAAGAGCUCGCCCACCUCCAAUUCUCCGAUUUCUUUGAUAUACAGUUCCACACAUUGAGACACAAAAUUCUUCAACCGGGAGAAUUUACAACUGAUGUACAGCUUCUUGGUGACAGAUUUACCGAUCAUAAAAACGAAGACUUCUUGUUUAAGAAGUAUUACCAUCACGACAUACCAAUUGAUGGCUGGACAAUGUACGCUGAAAAUUGUUGGGAUCAAAUCGACAAGAACAAGGAUUUGGACUUACCUACCCAGCAGAUCCUUGUUGCCAAAUUCAAGUGUGAUGAAAUUCUCACUUCUGUUUUUGAGGAGUUCCGUUCAAAGUUUGAAGAACGCCAUGCCAAAUAUGCACCCACCGAUAUAAAGGAAGAAGUUGAUUAUGAGGAACUUGGUGGCUCCCUUGGUGACCUUAAAGAAGAUACCUUGGAAAACUACGACAUGAUGGCCUCCCGUUACAAUCAAUCUGUUUAUCUUCAAAAGAGAAAGACUUUAGAACAGAAGAUAACUGACGUUUAUCAAGACUUGGUAGACCAGCAUGGUGCCCACAUGGUGCUGAAGCUUUCAGCCAAAUUUGCGUCAUCUUUAUCAUCAAAGAAGCUUCCAAAGGAUGUUUCUUUCGCUCUUGCAACUGAAGCAUUACGCAAAGAUAUUGUACACCAGUUCCUCAAGAACUGUUCUUGUAUUACAUUAAACGGGUCCCUCGAUCAUGCCAAGCACGUCACAAGCUUCACUCGUAAGCUUGACAGUAUUCUUCUGAAGCAGAGAUUUGUUGAAUUGAACUCAAUUCUCGCAAAGAGUCUUAAAAAGGUGGAAUCCGCUGUUGCUAAGGCAAUUACCCAAGAGAUAAGUGAACCUUCCGAAUCCACAUGGGACCGUGUCCUCGAGAAAUUCAAAGGUGCACAGGAUGAAUACUUCUAUUCCAAGUAUGAGACGGCUACAGGAGUAGACUUUGGAUUAGGAACAUCUGCAUCUGUGAAUGAGCGUGCUCUCGAAAAGUUCCAAUUCAGGGCUUGGAGUCUUCUCCAUUUACAAAUGCGCAAACUUAUUUCUAAGGAUAACCUUGUUAUCAUCUUGAAAGACAGAUUUGAAGAUAAGUUUCGUUACGACGAAAAUGGUAUUCCCAGAUUGUACCAGAAUUCUCAUGAACUAGAACUCAAUUUCACGGCUGCGAAAGAGCAUGCCCUUAAAGCAUUACCUAUUCUUACAUUGGCUACGCUUUCGGAUGGAACUACAAUUGUUCCGAAAUACGAUGUUAGGGACAAGAGACUUCAAAAGAAGUUGGGAGCUGCAUUUGACACUACUGGGGAAGUAGACUUGAAGGAUGAAGAUGUCGAACUGGAUACGGACGAGGAAGAUGAAGAUGAAAAUGAACCCAAGUGUUUUGCAGAGGCAAUUUCUGAGACGGAUAAAGCGCUGGUUCUUUCCAAAUUCAAAAAGGAAACCGAUGCUACGUUUGUUGAAUCCAAACGUGCUCUCAUACAACAUGUCACCCACAUUCCAUAUUACAUCUACAUUGUGAUACUUGUGCUUGGGUGGAAUGAGUUCAUGGCGGUAUUGAGAAAUCCAUUCUUUUUCACAUUACUUUUGAUGUUGGGAGCUGGAACCUAUGUUUUGUACCAUUUGAACCUUUUAAAACCUGCUAUGGUUGUGGUGCAACGGAUGUUUGAUGAAUGUCUAGUUAUCGCCAAACAGAAACUCAAAGAGUUCAUAGAUGAGCAACCUCAAGAGCAUGCCAAGAGAUUGUCGAAAAUGGCCGGGAUCACCGAAGAUAAACCAGAAGAAAUUGAGAUGCUGGAUCUAACCCCACCAGGUGAAGGGUCGUAA
Molecule: messenger RNA, 2661 nt
Organism: Meyerozyma guilliermondii ATCC 6260
Lineage: Eukaryota; Fungi; Ascomycota; Pichiomycetes; Serinales; Debaryomycetaceae
Gene: NAG6
Product: dynamin-like GTPase
Exons: 1
Coding region: 1-2661 (886 amino acids)
Biological process (GO): endoplasmic reticulum membrane fusion
Cellular component (GO): endoplasmic reticulum
Molecular function (GO): GTPase activity; GTP binding
Source: RefSeq, a predicted model, not a curated record